CGGGGCGGCCACGCCACUUCCGCCGCCGCCGCCGCCGCGCCAGGGGCCGGCACCGCCGGCAGCGGCACCGGGAGCGGCACCGGGGAACGCCCCGCGAACGCCCGGGAGCGGCGCCGGGGACACCCGGGAGCGCGGCGGGGGAGCCGCCGCCCAGCGCAGCCCCGCGCCCGCCGCAGCCCCCGAGCGGCUGCGCCCCAGCUCCAUGAAUGGAAAUCGGCAGCGCAGGACCCGUCGGGGCACAGCCCCUGCUCAUGGUGCCCAGACGUCCCGGCUAUGGCACCAUGGGCAAGCCCAUUAAACUGCUGGCCAACUGCUUCCAAGUUGAAAUCCCAAAGAUUGAUGUCUACCUCUAUGAGGUGGACAUCAAACCAGAUAAGUGUCCUCGGAGGGUGAACAGGGAUGUGGUGGACUCCAUGGUGCAGCAUUUUAAAGUGACAAUAUUUGGGGACCGUAGACCAGUUUAUGAUGGGAAAAGAAGCCUCUAUACAGCCAAUCCACUUCCUGUGGCCACUACUGGGGUGGAUUUGGAUGUGACACUACCAGGAGAAGGUGGAAAAGACCGUCCCUUCAAAGUGUCAAUAAAGUUUGUUUCUCGGGUGAGCUGGCACUUGCUGCAUGAAGUUUUGACAGGAAGAACCUUGCCUGAGCCUCUGGAACUAGACAAACCUAUCAGCACUAACCCUGUUCAUGCUGUCGAUGUGGUGCUACGACACCUCCCCUCCAUGAAGUACACCCCUGUGGGCCGCUCCUUCUUCUCAGCUCCAGAAGGCUAUGACCACCCCCUGGGAGGGGGCAGGGAGGUCUGGUUUGGAUUCCAUCAGUCAGUCCGACCUGCCAUGUGGAAGAUGAUGCUCAACAUCGAUGUUUCUGCCACUGCCUUCUACAAAGCACAACCCGUAAUUCAGUUCAUGUGUGAAGUCCUUGACAUUCAUAAUAUUGAUGAACAACCAAGACCUCUGACUGAUUCUCAUCGGGUAAAAUUCACCAAAGAGAUAAAGGGUCUGAAGGUAGAAGUGACUCACUGUGGGACGAUGAGAAGGAAGUACCGUGUCUGCAACGUCACGAGGCGACCUGCGAGUCAUCAAACCUUUCCUUUGCAGCUGGAAAAUGGCCAGACUGUGGAGAGGACAGUAGCACAGUAUUUCAGAGAGAAAUACAACCUCCAGCUGAAAUACCCUCACCUUCCUUGUCUGCAAGUGGGACAAGAACAAAAACACACCUACCUGCCUUUAGAAGUGUGUAACAUCGUGGCUGGCCAGAGGUGCAUCAAGAAGCUCACAGACAAUCAGACCUCGACCAUGAUAAAAGCCACAGCCAGGUCUGCCCCAGACAGGCAGGAGGAAAUCAGCAGAUUGGUGAGAAGUGCAAACUAUGAUGCAGAUCCAUUUGUGCAAGAGUUCCAGUUCAAGGUGCGGGAUGAGAUGGCCCAUGUGACGGGGCGUGUGCUCCCAGCCCCGAUGCUGCAGUACGGGGGACGGAAUCGAACUGUGGCAACCCCAAGCCAUGGAGUGUGGGACAUGAGAGGGAAGCAGUUCCACACUGGUGUGGAGAUCAAGAUGUGGGCUAUAGCUUGCUUUGCAACACAGAGACAAUGCAGAGAAGAAAUAUUGAAGGGUUUCACAGACCAGCUGCGCAAGAUCUCCAAGGACGCCGGGAUGCCCAUCCAGGGCCAGCCCUGCUUCUGCAAGUACGCCCAGGGUGCAGACAGUGUGGAGCCCAUGUUCCGACACCUCAAGAACACCUAUUCGGGCCUUCAGCUCAUCAUUGUCAUCCUGCCAGGGAAGACACCUGUGUAUGCGGAGGUGAAGCGCGUGGGAGAUACGUUGUUGGGAAUGGCCACACAGUGUGUUCAGGUCAAGAACGUCAUCAAAACAUCUCCACAGACCCUCUCAAAUCUGUGCCUGAAGAUCAAUGUUAAACUAGGAGGAAUCAACAACAUCCUUGUACCUCAUCAACGACCUUCUGUGUUCCAGCAGCCAGUGAUCUUUUUGGGAGCUGAUGUCACUCACCCUCCAGCUGGAGAUGGAAAGAAGCCCUCCAUCGCUGCUGUUGUAGGCAGCAUGGAUGCCCACCCCAGCCGGUACUGUGCCACGGUGAGGGUCCAGCGGCCCCGGCAGGAGAUCAUCCAGGACCUGGCCUCCAUGGUCAGGGAGCUGCUCAUCCAGUUCUACAAGUCAACACGGUUCAAGCCCACCCGUAUCAUCUUCUACAGGGACGGGGUCUCUGAGGGACAGUUCCGACAGGUUUUGUAUUAUGAGCUGCUGGCCAUUAGAGAAGCCUGCAUCAGUCUGGAGAAGGAUUACCAGCCUGGGAUCACCUACAUCGUGGUGCAGAAGCGACACCACACGCGGUUGUUCUGUGCUGACAGAACAGAAAGGGUCGGACGGAGUGGCAAUAUUCCAGCGGGGACAACUGUAGAUACAGACAUUACACACCCCUACGAGUUCGAUUUUUACCUCUGUAGCCAUGCUGGAAUACAGGGAACCAGCCGGCCCUCCCACUACCACGUGCUGUGGGAUGACAACUGUUUCACAGCGGAUGAGCUGCAGCUCCUCACGUACCAGCUGUGCCACACCUACGUGCGCUGCACCCGCUCCGUGUCCAUCCCAGCCCCGGCCUACUACGCUCACCUGGUGGCAUUCCGGGCCAGGUACCACCUCGUGGACAAGGAACACGACAGUGCUGAAGGGAGCCACGUGUCAGGACAGAGCAACGGGCGAGACCCCCAGGCCCUGGCGAAGGCUGUACAGAUUCACCAAGACACCUUACGCACGAUGUACUUCGCUUAAGUCAACGACCCGGGAGACACUCACCGAGAGGAGAACUUGAGAACUUAAGCCACAUACAAUGUAUGUUUCCAGGGGGUUGGUUUAGGGGCUGUGCCUCCCAUCGUGCUGGAGCUGACGCUGUGCAGGGGGCGAGAGGCUCACCCUUAAAUUGACACGAGGAAGAUUGUUUACUUCAUCCAGGAACACAGCACUAUUAUGCAAUAUGAAACCAGCCAACUGCUUUUUUGGGGCGGGCUCCUGUGGGAAGCGCCGCCGUCAUUUUUGUUUUGUUUUUUUUUAAUUAUUAUUUCUCGUAGUUUAACCCUCUUCUGCCUUUACCUCAAGUUGCUCGGCAGCACAACUAUUGUUGCAAAAAAAAAAAAAAAAGAAAUAGUAAUAAUAAACUAAAAUCUGUCGUGGAAUUUAAAAACAAAAAGCAAACCACCUUUUAGGAACAAUCACAGUGAUUGUUUGGAGGGAGGGAAGUGUGCAAAAAAAAGAAAAUAAUUAAGUUUUUACCCCCCGUGCGCUGAGGAAUCUUUCUCCCAGUAUUGCCAUCGAGCAUUCGAAUGUGAACAUAUCCGAGUGCAUUGGAAUGUGCAGCACUAGCUAGGAAACAGAGAGGGGGGAAGAAGUUUUGCACACUAAUCCAAUAAUUUGAACCUAAUUUAGCCAACGGCUGCCUUUGUGUCUUUUCUCACAGCUUUGGAGCUCUCAGCUCCAAGAGUUCCCUUUCAAAAGCAAUCCAAGAAGCUCGUGGUUCAUGUGCAGGCAGUAGUGACCCAACUCUUCUUGCUCCCUGGGGAAUUUACUAAAGCUGCUGUUUCACCUAGUCCGAAAGUUUCAAUUUUUCCUAUCUGGCAAGUCCAAUCUGUUGAAGCUUCACGUGAGAUCCAACGUCCCAGGUUUGCUGGGGUGACGUACAGUAACCACCAGAACUGAAACUUUAGAGCUAAGGUCUUUUUGGAAAAAAAAAAAGAAACCUGCUAGUUUACUUGCUGCCUCUCACACCUUAAUGUGAUUCAUAUGUAUGUGUGUUUGAAGUUUAGCUUCCUUUUGUUUCUUUUAUAUUUAUUAGAGUAAUAAUAAUGCUUUAAUUUAAUUAUUACAGAACAUGUGGUCAACAUCAACUUUUAUUUUUUAGAAGUGUAACCAUGUUUAUUUUUAAAAAAAAAGAAACUGACAACUUGUUUUGCUAUCUUUUAGUGCAAUAAGCGUUCUAAAGAAAAACUGUGUCCAUUGAGCUGUACUGAAGCAGUGUCUGUACCACGGACCGUGGGAGAAUGGACACCUCCAGGAUUUUAAAAGGACAAAGUAAAAGCCUUAAUUUUGAAAGGAAAGUUUUAUAGUCAGAAGGAAUCUUGAAUUUUCCUUUUUUAAAUCAAAAAAAAAAAAAAAUUACAAAAAUGCUUCUAGACUUCUGCAAGCUUUACUUGUCGCUGCAGUCUUUUGAUUUAACAAAGGAAUUGGCCUUAUUUUUGGCUUUGAAAUGUGGAGCAUAUUUGAAUUAAAUGGAAAGGGUUUUGUAUUAAGAUCUCAGUUUUUACAUGCUUAGUUAAACCUAUUUGACAUCAGUAAAAUGUCUGGAAUUAAUAAAAGUUUUUAGGCUUUUUUCCUCUUUGAUAAUGACUUUCCUUUUAAAAUUAAGUUAUUGGUAACUUCAUUUCACUUUGCAAAUAAAGAGGGCUGGGAUAGUUCUAACAUGUUAAAUCGCUGAAAUGUGAAUCAAACCGAUGAGACUCUUUCAUUCCACUUUAAAACCAAUGUUUAAGAUGUCAGAGACAAGCGUUUAUUCAACGAGGGGACUGGGGAGUUUUGCACUUUGUAAACUCGUGAACUGCAUUUUUGACUGUUUUUAUUUGCACUGGUUCAUAGUAUAUUUACUGCAGAUGUUUGUAUGGGCAUUGCUGUGAUCCCAGCCCUCCUGACCUCCACCUGCUCUCACAUGAAAACCAGUGGGUUGGUCUAAGUAGCUUCUCUCCUCUUUUCUCACCAAAUCCACUGUUUGCCAAUAUACUGUAUUUUGAGCCUAAAAUCUGAGCCCGUUUUGCUUCACCAGGCAUGAACCUCCCUUUUUUCUGCCAGAAAACCAAGUACUGUAUUUUGUGCAUUUGUAUAUUGUAUGGAAAUGUCCGUAGUGCUGCUCACAACUGUCCACAAGAGCUUUACUAACAGUUAGUGUAGAUACUUAUUUUAUCUCCCAAAAUCAAGGAAAAUAAUGGAAACAGACUGACCUGGCAAAGUUAAAAUUGCACUGAAAACAGUCGUGAGGGUGGGCAGGGCUGGGGGUGCUCGGAGAGGAGGGGGGGGUGGUUGGGGGGUUCAGCAGAUCCCAGGGGAUCAGGAACCCCUGGAGCCAGGGCUGUUCCCUCUCAGCACCUUCAGAGAAACCUGGUGCAGGGAGGUGGGUGGGACAGAGUCCUUUGAGCAAGGUGGUUUCUCAGUAAGUCUCUCAGAUGUUUUUCCCAGUCUGUGACCUGACAGUUUUCUCCUAAAGCUUCCACCGGUGCCGUUUGUAACAGGUCCAGCUUAGGCUUUUUACAGAAAUUUGUUUUAAAAUAAUUAUUUUUUUUUUUUUAAAUUCUCUGUUUUACAAGGAGUUCUUGUGGAGUUCUGGCAUCUAGGUGAAAACUCCUUUUUACAAAGCCUUUUGACUCUCCUUUCAAAGCUGCUGGAUGCUUCUCAUCCCACCCACGCUCGGCAACUCGGAUUCGAGAAGCUUUUUUGCUCGCUGCUUUCACCAAAAACUAAAGAACCUUCAUUGGCAAAGUGACUUCAGUUGUCAAGGUAACGCUGUACCUGGUUUUCAUGUGAAGAGUAUUUGGAAGUUUUAAUCUCUCUUCUUGGUUUUGCAAAUAUCUACGUCAAGUGCCGAUACUUCUUUGUAUUACGAUAUCAAGUUACUGACGUUGUGAGGGCCACACAUUAAUGAUGCUGUAGCUGCUAUAUUUAUUUAAAUGGAGAUGGACAAUUACUGCACUAAGGAAUGAGGAGAAAAGCAAGGAAUCAAGGUUAGUUAGAUAUCUUGGUUUUUUUUUUCAAAAGAGAAAUAAUGGUGUGAAAUAUCAAGUGUAACAAAGGGUGCUGUCAUUUUAACUGAGAUUAAAUAGCCAGAUAUUCUUCUUUUGUUUAAAAACAUAUAUAUUUUGAUGUUUGCAGUUUGGGGGUGGGGGGUCGGGAUAAAUGGUACCUCAUCUGUGGUGGCAGUUUCCAGUAUAUUUUCAGAGUAUAUGGAUUUCUUUUAUUUUUGUACCUGCUCUCCUUUAAAAAGAAAAAAAAAAAUUCUCAGAUUUUAUGUGCCGUUUGAGGAAAUCUUGAGUGGCACAGCAGAUCCCCCCUCUCCUGGUGGGAGCUGGCUGUGGAUAGUCCAGAGAGGGACGUGGGCACAGGCUGAUUCUUCUUGCUUUGCAGACACCGGGUUUAUGCCUGUCGGGAAAAGCAGUUCCCGGCUCCUCAGACACCGAGACCUCACUUGUACUUAACAAGUGCCACUAAGUGCUCCCGUGGUGGGAGCAGCCCCAGGGCUGGGCCAGGAGUGGCUGUAGGGUAUUGCUGGAAUGGUGCUGGCCAUGGGGAUGGACCCUGGGGUGCCAUCAGUGCCCCUCCUCACCUGGAGCCAGCUGUGCCCAAUCCUGCCAUCUGGCCACUGGUAGAUCCACAGUUGGAGGGAACCCUGGAAUGUUUUGUGGUCGAGGCAUUAAACUUGUGACAUCUGCAGACAGACCGAGUGACUCCCUAAGUCGCCUUUUCUCCUUGGUAGGGAUUUCAGCCGUGGUCAUUUGCCUCAGGAUCGCUGUGUCACUGUUCAAUGUGUCAUCUGGUUACACGUGUCCAAAAGUUAUUUUUAUAGGGUUCAUUCCAGCAUCCUUCUGGAAGUUUGUUUGGCCACAGAAAUGGGUUUUCAGGAGUUAAAUGGGUUUCUGGAAGCUGUCAGUCAAAUUAUUUCAAGAUGCUCUUGGUCCUCAAUGAUUUUCACUUAUUCAUGUAUGAAUUCUUGUCCUAAAAAAUGCUCAACGUGAAAUACCAGACAGUCAUCUGCUGUACAAAUUCCAGCUACAAAUACUGGUGUUCUACUAGUCUUAAAGUUCACUCUGGUGAAAUUCCAAGCUCAAGCUUGAGGCCUUUUGUUUUUCUACACUUUCUUCAUAUCUUGUCCUGUUCUGAUAUUUUCCCUGUUUUUUGAACUGAGGGUUUAGAACCUUUCUCGAAGCACUUUUAUAACCAAGAAAUCACAAGCUCAGAUUAUUUAUGUCAGACCUGUAAAUUCAGUUUUCAGAGGAGGUUGUUUCUAAAUGGCCAUCGUGGUCUCUGGUCAGGCCAGGCUGAUGCCCUGUCCCUUUCAGUGCCGUGGGGUUUUGUGGCUGCUACUGGCAGGUUGGUUGGAUCUGUUGAAAAAAUCAAAGGGAAAGAUUCCUGUCUUUUUCUACCCAAAGAUGGUACUUUAGGUUGAUGCUGGGUGUCAGAAUAUCAUUUUUAUUUUGGCACAUGUUGAAAUCCAACUUCACUUAGCCAAUUCACUCCUGGUUUUUAUACAAUAUCAUGGUUAGAGCUUGAGCUCGUUGAUGCUUUCUGCUGGUAGAAGAUUUUGUACUUUCUGUAGUUGAGGUAUGAGCGAGAUGGAUACAGGAUCCUACAUUUUACCUCCCAAGCAGAGUCUUAAGAAUCCUGAUCUGUGUGACACUAAAACCCAAACUGUUGUCCCUGACUAGGCAAAGGUGCAUGUGGAGGGGAAGGAAUUGUAAGCGAGAGGUUUGUGAGGGGAAAAUAUCAAAGCAUGGGUUUGGCAGAAAUGAGGGUGCUGGGGAGGCUCCAUCCAUCUCUGCACCCCACAUGCCCUGGCCUUUCAGAUCCUGUCUGAGGUACCCCCUCACCUGCCACGGGUCGUUACUGUAGGGUUCUUUUCAAACAAAGCAGUUCCACUGUUUAAAACUUGGAAUGACCUUUAUUUUUUUUUUAAGCAAGACAGUCCUCAGAAAGUGCCUUUUUAGAAGAUGGUGCUGUAGAUUUUUAUUUUCCAGUUGUACGUGGCUGCAAAUUUAAGAUAAAUUAUUGAAAAAUGCCAAGUGUUUGAUAGUAUCUUUUAGGUACUUUCAAGCAUCAGCUUCUCUGAGUCAGGACCAAGAAUAACCAGGAAGGUGUUUUCCUUUGGAGGGAGAGGCAUUGAGGAGCGAUCACCAAAUUCAGCUGGUAGGCUGGGCUUGGGCUGGGUUUGGUCAAUGUGAUUUGCCUCUUCAUAUUGAGGGGGUGUGGGGUUCAGGGUGUGGGAGAAGCUCUAGGGAUGUGGUUAGUGUCCAAAGGAAUCCAUAGCUACUGGAGGAUGUCAUCUCUUAGGGGUAGAGACAUCCCAAAGAUCAAGACAAACCGAAAGAUGUCUUAGGAGGAUGUCUUAAGGAUGGCUUAGGAGAUGGUGGGUCCUCACAUGGCUUGUGUGUGUGCAGGAGGAAUGUCAUGGAUCACUGGGUCCUUCUGAUUCCCAGCUGGGUGCUCUGGAUGGGAGUGGGUUGGGGGUGGGUGGUGCCAUGGAGGGGGUGGGUUCCUGGUGAGUUUGGUGAGCGUUCCUCCAGUCAGGAAAAGCUGUAGACUAGACUAUUAAACACUGCACCUCAGUAACCUUGUAAUGCUGCAUAAAGUAAUAAUAAUAGCAAAGUUGUGCUUUGAUGACACUGUAAUGUGCUUGCACAUGCCUGCAAAAAACACACACUUCCCUUUCCUUUGGUCUGAGUAGCAGUUAUGGGACUUUUCUUUUAUGAUGAGCCUCGUCCUUUCUUGUGAUAUUUCUGUAUAUUUAUUGGUGGUCUGUGUGCAGCUCAUAGGUCUGUGUGUCUGCUCUGUGUGUUGCUUUUAACACUUUAUUUUUAGGCGGGAGAAGUUUCUGAAUGUUUUGGUUUUCUUCUCCAAAUUCAGCUUAACCAGUCGUGUUUGAGAGGAGCCAAUAAACCCACUCACCAUAGACAGAGGCUUCAUUGGUACCUUGUUUCUUUACAACUAAAAUGAUUUUGUGCAUUUUAUUACUGUUUAUAACGUUGGGCAUUUAAGAUGUGGAAUAACUUGACAUCAGUCAGGGUAGGUUUGAAUAUCAGGAGCUUAAGCGCAGAACUCGCUGAGUGAUUCCAAGUGGUAUCUUUGCAGGAACGUGCACAUGUCCAGACUUUUUCUGGGAGCAAGCAGAGCUUCUGGACAUCCUCAAUGAAAUACAUAGGGCCCAGAGUGCCAGCGUGGGGCAGUGCCCCUGCUGAGUGCUCACACCUCCUUGGGAGGGGACGCUGCCCGAGGACCGUGCGGUGCAGCCCCUGCUCCGCUCCCCAGACACAAGUUGACUCUUUUUGCUCUGUAAUUUCUUCUGAUUCAACUUCGAGACGUGAGUCUCUUGUAGUUUGUUACCAACUUUCUUGUCUUAUUACAGUGCCCAAUGCCACUGUGUUGGUAUUUAAGCUUGCCAUGAUGUUCAAUUGUUUUAUAUUCCCAAUUUCUUAGUGUUACUAGAGUAGGGUUUAGAAAGCAUUUUUCAGUCUAAGUUCUGAGCCAAAACUGUGUCUCCUGUCCUUUUUAGUAGUAGCUGUUUUUAUCUUUUAGACUAAAAAGGGCCAAAAAUCUUGCACCAUCAGCUUGUUUGCAGCAAUAUUCUCCAUCUCCUCCCUCACCUGUGAACUGGUUUGUUUCUCUCUACAUUUAGCUAAUACUGGAGCUGUUGAGAUUUAGAAGAAAGUUGCUGCCUUUUCUUUCUAUCAAAAGAAAUGACAGAAGAACCUGACAAAGCAGGUUUCUGUUGGACAUAAAUCUCUUGCCUUGGUGUCAAUGAGCUGCUGCACACGAGGUUUAAUUCCAGCAGAAAUGUUUCUGUUUCAGUCAUUUGAGGGUGUAUGAUGAUGUAAAGUAUCCAAAUUAAAUAGGAGCUAAUAAACCACUGAAAAGAGACACUACUAAAAUACUUCAAAUUAAAAAAAAAACAACCAAACAGCAAAUCAAAACACCCCAAGGAGCAGCUGUGGUGGACAGGGAGGGCCUUGUCAGGGAGAUGGAGAACCUGUGGGACAUUGAGAUCCUGCAGCUGCUGGGGCAGCUCUGCAAGAGGAAGAAAAGUGUUGGAAAGAGGCAGCAAGAACAGACUCAAAGUAACAGAGCCCAGUAGAAGUUAUCAAACUGCUUUAAAAAUCAUCAGGUGGGAGAAUCUAAAUGGAAUGUUGAAACUGAUAAAGAGGCAGCAGAGCCUUCUUUGCUUCCUGUAGUAAAGAAAAGCAAAACUUGACAGCUGAUGUUUUCUUUCAGUACCUUUCAGUACUUGAAGGGCCCUUUGAUAACAAUGAGGAUGAACUUUUAGCAGGGCCUGUUGCCAUAGGACAAGGGGUGAUGGUUUUAAACUGAAGGAGGGUCAAUUCUGAUUAUAUCUAAGAUGCUUUUUAUCAUGAGGGUGGGGAAGCCCUGGCACAGGUUGCCCAGAGAAGCUGUGGCUGCCCCAUCCCUGGAAGUGUCCAAGGCCAGGUUGGACGGGGCUUGGAGCAACCUGGGCUAGUGGAAGGUGUCCCUGGGUUGGAACUGGAUGACAUUUGAAAGGUCCUUUCCAACCCAAACUAUUUUCUGAUUCUGUGAUCACAUGAGGAGAAAAGCAUUUUCCUGUGUAUUUUAACGGUGCCUGUUCUCCUCCAGGACUGUGCUGUGAGCAGGUGGCAGUGCCUGGAAUAGCUGCACCCUGAAAUCAAACUGUGGUUUAUCCAGACCUUGGAACUCCUUUACUUGGAUCAAACCGGGUGCAGGUUCCAGUAGGUUGGUGCCACCUGAACCAACAGACCCGAGGGGCUUCUGAGCAAUAUCUGACCCCUCCAGCCAACACAGAAGCCCUGACAGAUUCCUGGUUGCCCUGAGGUGUGUCUGGCUCCCGGGAACAGCAGCAGGCAGGUGUAGAGGUAAUUUUGCUGCAGCACUACAGUUGCUCUGCUCCUCCUCAGCUCUUGCCUACCUCCCCUUUCCCUGACCAGGCUCACUCUCCCUCCCCUGCCUGUGUGGAAUUAGCCAUGUUGAGAUGCUGUAGCUGUGUGGAACACAGGCCAGCUCUGGAUCUGAGGGUGGGGCUGUGAUGGUGACAAGAGCCUGUAGAAAUGAAGGCCUGGGUAGGAGGUGGGUGGGUGUUGGGUGAGCUGUGAUCAGCUCGAGCCCUUCAGGGACAUUGAUGGGGACGUCAGCCAUGAGCUUGGUGGUCCUGAACUGUUUGUGCUGGACUUGAACUCACUGAGAGCAAGCAUGUGCCUUUUUCUGACCAGGAACAGAGCUGGAAAAACCUGUGUUUGCAUCGGUAGGAUGGUUAGUGUUUUUCUGGAACUGUUUUUAAAGCUAGAAGUCCUUGGUCAGAAUGGAGUUGGUUUUGUGUUUGAAUUAUUUAAUCAAAGCGAGCCCUGAAUUAUUUGUGAAUUAGAACUACCCAGAGAGGAGAAGCUUUUAAAAUAAGUGGUUUCUGAAGAACAAUGUCAUCAAAUAAACCUACUUCCUGGUAGACUUGCAAUUUUUUUAAGAUAAAAUUUAACCUUGAUGUGUUUAUCCAAUGAGAAUCAUUAAUUCUGCCUUUCUUUGAAUGUUGCCUGUCCAGUGAUGUCCUCACUCUUUACUGUGCUCCUGCAGCUUUCCAUACACUCCAUUGCUUCUCCCCUCUCAGGGAUGUGAGGAAUAUUGUCCAGUGAAUGUCGGGGAGCAGUGCAGAGCUCUGAUUCAGUGGGAAUGUGGAGGUGAGGGUUAAACAUCACAGAUAAUUCCUCAAGAAGCAGUUUGCCAACAGCAGGGAACAGAAUCAUGUGGUCGCUUGGGAGAGACAAAGUGGUGUGAGGGGAGGAACAAUCCCUCGUCCUCUGACACCAGGUACCUGUUUUAGACAGUGUGCUGUGCAGAAUGAGACACCUGUGUCCUUAGAUGCCAGUUUGGGCUUAAAGCUGCUAAAAAAAGUGGAUUUUCAGACCAAAAUGGAAGAGUUUUUCCAUCAGGUUCUAUUUGAUGCAGUUUUGAGUUUUGGGGAGUUGUCCAGCCAGGAGCUCCAGUACCAGCUGGCUCUGGAGCGAGUUCCCUCUCUGACCUGGGGGAAGCGACUGCCUCGUUUUUCACCUAGAAAAUGUUGGUGAUGGUUCGUGUCGCCUUAUGAGAGUGAGUUACUGGGUGUUCUGGGGUUGAACUGUGUCGUGGCAAUGGUAACUGCUUGAUACAAACCUGUGCACCUCCUGCACGUUUGCAUCUGCAGUGAAUCUGGUUCUGUUUGGAGCCUGUGCUCUUCCCUCCCAUCACAGCUCUGCCCGAGGCCGAAGGCACUCGGGGUCGAUCCCGUGAUGUUUGACAGGUUGCUUUCUUUUCAGAUAAUCCAUUUCUUGUAAAACAGACAGAAGGCAAGUUUAUUUAAAUGGAGGGGCUUUUUUCAUUGCUGAGAAGUAUACAGGUCUUUCAAACACAUCUGGCAGUUGAAAAAUUAACACUGUAACACUAUCUAGCAACACAAAUACACAGACUGUGUUGAGUUUAGGGCUAUGCUGGCCCAUAAAUCAUAGGUCCACAACCCAUUUACAUACAGGUGUGCAAAAAUUAGCUUUUAAAAUAGUUACUAAUAAAGUUUCCUUAUGCUUACACUUGCAAAUCUCUUGAAUAUCUUCAAAACUAGUUUCUUUGAUAGAAAAAUCCGUGUCUUGCUGGUUAGUGUCCGCUCAGACCCAAUAGCAAAGUGAUGCCCACUGGAGCAGUGGAGAAUUUAAAGGACUUUUGGGAGUUUUGGAACCCAAUGGAGUGCCAGCAAAGUGGAAACUUGAGUAGUGCUCUUCAGGUAGUGAGGAGAAUUGAACACCCACAAAACUCGGUGAGAGGAAGCAACUUUGCAGCGAAGGAUGGCUUCUCCUGGGUACUCAGUUUUGUACAUCACUCCCCUCCUGUGGCUGUAGUGUUUAGCUUUCUUUGACUUGACUUCUGUUUUGCAGCGAAAUCUUCUGAUUUUUGCAGUUUUCAGUGUUGAAUCUCACCUUGAGACAACUUCAUGUUGUUUUCCUGUAGAAAAAAACCUGCUUCUAGCUCGUUGCGUUCGGUGUCUGUUUGCAGGCAGGUGUGAAAAGGGAGCUGCAGCACAGCAGUGGAGCUGGCAGAGCGAGUUUUGGGUUGGAAAUGUUGGGUUUACAGGCACUGGCGUGCGGAUCAGCAUUCCAUGGAUGCGGUGACGCUUUGGGCUCACAGGGUACAGACCCUCCUGUCUGUUGUUCUUGUCCCUUCCCUUGGUGGGAGCAGUUCAGCUCCCCCAGGUAACCUCGUGGUGGAUAAAUGGUGCUUGUUGGGGAAAAACUGGGCUGUUUGCCUGGCUGGAGGUGUCUGAUCAUGGACAAGAACGUUGUCCUUUAAAGCUUUCACAGAAAUCAGUAGCAUUUGGUAUGAGCCAAUCUAGAAAGGAUCUUCAGAAGAAGGUGGCUCAGGUGGCAUCGUGUGUGCCAUACACAUCGUUGGCCAGUGAGCUGGGUUAGCUUUGGAAACUGCUGGAAGAAAUGUAGCGCGUAGAAAUCUUGCGUAUUUAAGAUCAUGUGUUUAAAUUGUUAAAAAAAAAAAAAAGGAAAGAAAAAAAGAAAUCAUGCUGUUUGGGAUUCCUUUUCCCAAUAAAAUUCUAAUAAACCAGCCCAGGGGAUCCAUCCCCUCCCAUGUGUCUGCUCUCUCUCAUAUGCUGGUAACUGCUCCCCUGUUCUGGUGUCCCGUUGCUUCGGCAGGAGCGUGAAUGUGUUCCCACCGUGAAGGUCCUGGGGGCUUUCGAAGCAAAAGGGAAUUAUUUUCAGGAGUAAAGCAGAGCUGUGACUUGAGACGUUGCACAAAUAGAUUGUAGAUGGGUGGCAAACAAACUGGUAAAAGCCUUUAUUUUUACUUAACCAUCUUGACCAUGUGUGCCUCUUUGUACCGCGGGCGUGGGCUGCAGCCGUGCGGGGUGGGAGGGAACGUGUUGGUGUUUGAGAUGUACUUGCUAAGCAGAAACCGUGUCCUCUGCCCCUUCUCCCUUUCCGGAAAAAUUGUUCUUGCCAAAAUUUUCUACCUGUUGCAAGAGUUGCUUUCUUUCCAGCACAGUAAAAUGUCGACUUCUUUCACUGUUCCUUCCCUCUCGUAGGCAUCUGUAACCUCUGUACGACUGUGUAUAGGACACAGCAGUCAUCGAUCUCUGCUGGCUAUAGAUACCAUCAACUUGAGUGUAUUGUAAACGAACCGUAUUCAUUUGAAAAAUAAAUUUUUUUUGAAAUGCA
Pseudopipra pipra is the source of this 13996-nucleotide messenger RNA. RefSeq names its product argonaute RISC catalytic component 3 (gene AGO3). Bases 207 to 2789 code for a protein of 860 amino acids. The transcript has 19 exons. Gene Ontology annotation, biological process: regulation of stem cell proliferation; regulatory ncRNA-mediated post-transcriptional gene silencing. Gene Ontology annotation, molecular function: miRNA binding; protein binding; single-stranded RNA binding. The record is from RefSeq and is a predicted model, not a curated record. NCBI's taxonomy places the organism in Eukaryota, Metazoa, Chordata, Aves, Passeriformes, Pipridae.